Gadus chalcogrammus (walleye pollock) is the source of this 4252-nucleotide messenger RNA. Its product is annotated as sialic acid-binding Ig-like lectin 14. NCBI's taxonomy places the organism in Eukaryota, Metazoa, Chordata, Actinopteri, Gadiformes, Gadidae. The transcript is spliced from 10 exons. The record is from RefSeq and is a predicted model, not a curated record. Bases 86 to 1552 code for a protein of 488 amino acids.
GCAUUGUUUGGAAAGUAUAUUUAAGUCCGACACACAGGUUAUGCGGUAACCAAAGGCUUCGAAGCAGCUCACAGGUACGGCUGUGAUGUUCAACAGGAUGCUCUCUGUCCUGUUGUUUGCGGCGGCUUGGGUUGCCUGCCUGGCAAAACUUCUGGAUGAGAAGAUGACUGGAUCCUGGAGACUAUUUCUGCUCUGUAGUCUCCUGCAAGGUGCUGGGUGCAACGCUGCAGAAUUUGAGGUCCUAGUGCCAGCAAGUGUUACGACACUCAGUGGAUCCUGUGUUACUGUUCCUUGUUCCUUCACCGUGCCGGACAAUUAUAAAGCCCUUCUACAUCCUGGAUGUAUACCAAUAUGGUUAAAAGAUCAAAUACCUAUCAAUGCUACAACAUUCAGGGGAAAUCUAACAGCGUACAACUGUACUACAACAUUCAACAACGUACUUGAAGACAAUGUUCAAUAUCAUUUUAGAAUUGACUGUGGAAAUCCAUUAAGAUAUAUUUUUUCAUUAAACCUAAAGACCAUCCAGAUCAAGGGGCUCCCUGAUGCACCUCGUUUGACCACCCCCAAGGAGCCGGUGGUGGAGGGCACUCCUGUGGAGCUGGGGUGCUCUGCCCCGUCCUACUGUGACACCCACCCCCCCGCUGUGACGUGGACCCCCGCCCUGGGGCUCAGCACCCAGCUCCAGCAGGACGAUACCGUGACCUCCACUCUGACCUUCAACGCCUCCCACCAUUACCAUGGAAACAAUGUCUCCUGCACUGCAGCCUACUACAUACCAUCUGGGAACAAAACUGUGACGUCUACAAGAUACCAACUCAGUAUCUUAUUUGCCCCCAGGAACACCUCUGCUGUCGGCAGCCCGUGUCUUCCAGCCAGAAAGCGAGGCUGCCUGAACCUGACCUGCACCAGUCAUGCUAACCCUGCUGUCAGCGAGGUCACAUGGUACCGAAUACACGGAGAACAGAUCCUUAAGAUCGGGAGUGGAUCAUCUCUGUCCAUCCAGCUGAGGAACGCCAAUUACGUUUUCUUCUGUGAGGCCAGGAAUGAAAUUGGCACGGAAAAGUCUGAUGUCUACAAGAUCGACAUUCAAGCCAAUGAGUACUACUCAUACUCUCCAGCCCUUGGAUCAGGUGGUGGAACUCCCUUCGUGACCUCAGGAGAAGGAAGCAUCACAGGUGUGAAAGUCUGGGAGCAGCCUGGUAAUCACAUUACUGGUUUCCAGUUGCGUUACGGCACCAGGUGGGACCUUGCUGUUGGUCGCGUGGUCCACGCCCCACUGAGAUUGGACCUAUUUGAAGGAGAGACAAUUACUCAGGUGUCUGGAAAAUACCGCUCGGCCAACUACAUCUAUCAGUUGAUUUUUGUGACCAGUAGAGGGCGCUCUCUCAUCACAGGCGUGCCAUUUGAGACCUCCUUUAACUUUUACCCCGAGCAUGCAGAGGCGGAGCUUCGGCUGUUGAGUGGGCGGUUCGAUAGCAAUGGGAUCAGAUCACUGGGAGCCCAUUGGGGGGUAUUCCAGGAGGCCACAGGUUAUGGAAAUAAUACUACUUAACCAAAUGCUUAAAAGCACAUUUGACUUAUUUUUAUCAAAACACUGGUCUAUUAAUUACCUUUUCAUUCAGGGGUCAAUCCUGGAUAGAUGUGAGAUCUGUAUUGUCUCCAAAAACAUAUUUUUCACUUUUAAAAUGUCUUCAAAUGAUCUUUUAAUGAUUGUCCUUAAAAAAUGUGUGCAUGUGAAUUAUAUCUUUGCAAACCACUAUGAAGGGCCUCAUGUUUCAUUAGUGGUUUAAAAGUAAACAUUGCCUUGCCUAACUAAAGGAUGACUCUGCUCUCAAUCUUUUAUUCCACUUAUUCUCUACGAAAAUAAUUGUAUCGCCUAAACACAUUCUACACAUGGAGUUAUCUGUGCCACACGUUCAUGGGGCCAAUUCAAGUCAUAUUUAAAUAUCCUCAGAGCUUAAAACUACUCAGUGGUUUUUGCUGUCUUUGGUUUUGGGUUGUGUAUGUCUCAUGUUUUAUUUCCUUUGACGUCAUAUGCACAUCAAAGGAAUGUGCAUAUGAGACAUACACAACCCAUAGAUUUGUCACUUUGUCAAUAUAAAUAUAUUAUAAAAUCAUUUAUAUUAUUUUCACAUGUAUGGAAUAAUCUUCAUGACAAAUGAUUAUUUUAUGAUAAUCCGUCAUUAAUAUGAUAAUAACAUUUUAGUAAUCUUUGUGAUACUGUUGCAUUUUUUGUGUCUUCACUUUAAAGAUUUGAAAGUGCGGAUAGAGUUGUCCAAAUGACAACAACAACCAUGUCCAAGCCAAGCAAUAAAGUAGGCUACAAUAAACAAUAAAACACAUUGCCACAUUUUCUAAUAGUUUAGAAGCCCAAGAUAGUUUGUGCGAAGGGACUAAGGUGCGAAGUCUGUCUGAAGUAGUCGGAGUCUCAGGGAAUGGGCGGUCUACCAUUGUAAAAUCGUAAGUUUUAAAAGUAGAAUAUUUUCAAAAGUAUAUAACAUUUAAAUUAGAAAAGUAAUAGUUAUCGAUUCCAUGGUAACAUACACGUUUAAAAAGUGGAAUGGAGUCUCUAGGUCAAACAUUGUGGAAGAAGUUAGGUCCCAAAGUUUGGGCGGGCAUUUCGGUAAAACAUGUCGAACUAGUGGCGGACUCAGACUGUUUGAAGGGCAGGGGCGAAAAAAUAAAAAGGGCACAUUCUGGACAACAUGGGGCCCCACCAGCGGACACAUGAUGGUGUUUUGUUCCCCCAACGGAGCCUUAAAGGCAGCGCUGCCUGGAAGGUCCUAUCCCCUAACCUUAACAAGCGCUGCCUUGAAGGUCCCAUUCGGUGCACUUGUUACCUCUCCAUGUAGCACUUAAAAGAAUAGUUGGGCUCAUAAUUUAAAUGGGGGGUCUGAAGGAAAAGGAAGGAACGUCAUUCUGUGAUGAGAAUUUUUUUUGCUUCAAAGACACUGUUUCCCCUUAUUCUAGCGACUUUAUAAACACCAAAAUUAGUUGUUCACAUCAUUGUGCACUUUCACAUUUUAGCCAAAGAAAGGAGGAUGCCUUACUGCUUUCAUCUUUACUAACAUUUAAGCAAAAAUUAGACUGGAGAAAAUGCAAUGUGACGCUACCAUACAGUCUUACCAUACAGGUGCAUAGUUUAAAAUAUUUUAAACACUGAAAUAUGUCUAAAAAUGAUAUUUUAAUGAUUGUCCUUAAAAAAAUUGUGCAUAUGAAUUAUAUCUUUGCAAAACACUAAAAAGGGCCUCAUGUUUGAAUAGUGGUUUACUAAUGAACAUUGCCUUGCCUAACUAAAGGAUGACUCUGCUCUCGAUGCCUCUUUCCACUAAUUCACAAAAACAAUUGUAUCUACGGUACUUAACACAUUCUACACAUGGAGUUAUCUGUGCAACACGUUCAUGCGGCCAAUUUAAGUCAUAAUUAAAUAUCCUCAGAGCUUAAAGCUACUCUGUGGUUUUUGCUGUCUUUGGUUUUGUGUUGUGUAUGUCUCAUGUUUUAUUUCCUUUGACGUCAUAUUAAAUGUCAUAAUAUAAAAAUUGGAUCACAAGAAAUGCAAGGACAAAAUGUGUCACUUUGUCAAUAUAAAUAUAUUAUAAAAUCAUAUAUGAUUUUCAAAUUUGUGGAAAAAUCUUCAUGACAAAUUAUUAUUCUAUGAUAAUCUGCCAUGAAAAUUAUAAUAACAUUUGAAUAAUCUUCAUGGUCUAUUGCUUUAUUGUAUCUGUAUUUGAAGGAAUUCGUGCUGCGGGGAGAGAGUAGUCAAUAAAAGGAUUUGAAAGUGUGGAUAGAGUUGCCAAAAUGACAACAACAACCAUGUCCAAGCAAUAAAGUUGGGUAAUAAUAAUAAUAAAGUAGGCUACAAUAAACAAUAAAAACACAUUGCUUAAUUUUCUUAUAGUUUAGAAGCCCAAGAUAGUUUCAGUGAUGUUAAUAAUUAGCCGAGGUGCGAAGUCUGAUGUAGUCUCAGGGGAUUGACCUCCAUUAAAAAAUCUUACGUUUUUAAAGUAGAAUAUUUUCAAAAGUAUAAAACAUUUAAAUUAGAAAAUUAAUAGCAAACUAUUCCAAGGUAACAUACCCGUUUAAAGUGGAAUGGAGUCUCAAGGUUAAACAUUGUGGAAGAAGUUAGGUCCCAAGGUUUGUAGAGAAAUGGUUACCACUUUGUUCCACAGGACCCAUGUCCGACGUAAGCCGGGCCGAUGGAGAAAGCCCAGUAGAGCAGGGGUCUCCAAAGUUAUUCACUGCGACACCUAAG